Molecule: messenger RNA, 615 nt
Organism: Marchantia polymorpha subsp. ruderalis
Lineage: Eukaryota; Viridiplantae; Streptophyta; Marchantiopsida; Marchantiales; Marchantiaceae
Source: the annotation of a GenBank genome assembly
UGCAAGCUCGUAGUAUUCUUCAUUCAGCUUCCAGUCAUCUUCUUCCUAUCCCUCCACUCGCAGUUUCCUUUCAAUCGAAUUUUUUGAUCAAAUGGAGAGCGCCAAGGACUCCGCUGCUCACACCACAGAGCAGACCAAGAAUUUUGGAGCGGAGAAGACAGGGCAGGCCCAAGCACACGCUGAGGGAAUGGGGCAGGCUGCCAAGGACAAGGCCAACCAGGCCGGUCAGGCCACAUCUGAUGCCGCCCAGACGACCAAGGACAAGGCUGCUGAGGCCAAGGACAACGCGGGCAAUGCCCUGCAACAGGCUGGUGACAAGGUGAUGGAGACUCUUACCAAUGCAAAAGACGCUAUUACUGGCAACAAUCAGUGAGUAGAUCGUAAGCAUCAGGAACUGAAGAGAGGAGCCACUUCAGCUGGAUCAGUCACGUAUACAAUUUGUCUGGCAACUAGCAAAAAGGCUCCUGCGAUUCACAGUUGGGAAAUUCCAAUUUCCAAUGCUGAAGUAGUUGAAUUCAGCUGAGUGUGUCAUUCGUAGGAUUUCAGGGAACUAAAUUUGUUCUACAACUGUACAAAUUAUAAAUACAAGAUAUUUCACAUGAUUAUUUUGUCGUC